AUGACCGCCACCGAGUCCCAACAAGGAGUGUUGAAGAUGGAAUUGGACAAGGGAGGAGCCUUCUCGUUUGACAAUUGCUUCCGCAACAUGGCCAUGUGUCGAAUGGGAGCCGCCCCACCGCGAUUGACAUCAACUGGUACAACAAUUGUGGCUGCGUCAUACAACGGAGGUCUUGUGAUGGGAGCCGACUCGAGGGCCACCGCUGGGAAUAUCAUCGCUGACAAGCAUUGCGAGAAAGUGCACAAACUCACCGAGAGCAUUUACGCGUGCGGAGCCGGAACGGCCGCCGAUCUUGAUCAGGUCACGAAGAUGCUUUCAUCAAAUCUCCGUCUCAUGGAGUUGAACACCGGAAAGAAGGCGCGCGUGAUCACCGCGAUGCGACAAGCAAAACAACAUCUAUUUGAUUAUCAGGGCUACAUCGGAGCCUACUUGUUGAUCGGUGGAGUUGACCCAACUGGCCCACAUCUUUACGAAUGCACUGCCAAUGGAACCACCAUGCAUAAGGAGUUUGCUGCUCAGGGUUCUGGAAGCUACGCCGCAAUCUCGGUGCUCGAACGUGACUUCAAGGUUGGCAUGGAUGAGGCACAAGCUAAGGCUCUUGUGCAACGGGCUCUUCACGCUGGUAUGAGUGGAGAUAAUGCUAGUGGAAACUCAUUGAAUCUUGUGAUCAUCCGUCCUGAGAAAACCAUCUUUGAGGGACCAAUCGUGCCGGAUUUUUGCAAGAAGCCGGAGCCCAUCGAUCUCGAAUAUAAAUUUAAGCCCGGAUCGACGGCCGUCCUCAAGCGCAAAGAAAUCAAGUACGAGAUUGUCGAAAGCAUGGACAUCCAU
Messenger RNA from Mesorhabditis belari, 828 nucleotides. The record is from the annotation of a GenBank genome assembly. Lineage: Eukaryota; Metazoa; Nematoda; Chromadorea; Rhabditida; Rhabditidae.